Molecule: messenger RNA, 544 nt
Organism: Astrephomene gubernaculifera
Lineage: Eukaryota; Viridiplantae; Chlorophyta; Chlorophyceae; Chlamydomonadales; Astrephomenaceae
Source: the annotation of a GenBank genome assembly
CUGUGUUAUACUUUAAAAACUGUCGCAAUGGCAACCCUAACGCGUUCAUCCCCAGCGGUACGCACCACAACACAGCUUUCCGCUGUCCCUGUACCGACGCUCCGUUGCCCCCGAGCUUCAGUAACCCGGCAUAAAUAUUAUGAAGCACAACGGCUAAGACAAACUACGCUAUUGCGCGCCAAGCGCGCCACGGAAGAGGAUGAGCGGCUCAUCGAGGAAAUGAAGCGUGCAGCGGAGAAGGGAGACCUAUUGGAAGGUGGCUUUGCAGAGGUACUGGUGAAGAUUCUGGCGGUCGUUGCUAUCCUAGGCCUGUUUGCAUGGCUUGGAUACCUGGCGCAGCCCGUCAUUGAUAACACAGUGGCGUCCUUCCCUUCGGCCGCACCAUAAGCCUGCGACUGGCUUAGUUUUUCGGGAACGUAGUUGGCGUAGUCAAGGCAUGCAUGUGAAGAAGGUAGCCAGGGUUUGGGACCUUGCCGUGGUCUGUAAGGUGCAGGGCCGCUAGGGCCGUCACUAGAAUUAUAAGGUGCCGGUUGUAUGACAGUAU